AUGGCUACACGAACAUCGGCGUUCGAUCUUGCGACAUGCGCGCGUCCCAAUAUCUUGAAAUUGCACCCUUAUCGCUGUGCCAGAGACGACUACAAAGACGACGGCACGAAUAUUCUGCUCGAUGCGAAUGAGAAUGCAUAUGGGCCGGGGUUGGAGCUGAAUAAAGAUGGUAGCCUGCCUGACAGCAACAAUGGGAAUGGUUCCCCGCAGAUUGAUUUUCUGGGGUUGAAUCGAUACCCUGAUCCUCACCAGAUUGACUUGAAGCAAUUACUCUGCCACCUACGCAACACCAAUCAUCAUACACAAAAGCAACUGCAGCCCGAGAACCUGUUUGUCGGUGUUGGAUCUGACGAGGCAAUCGAUGCUCUAAUACGCUGUUUCUGCGCUCCUGGUCGGGAUAAGAUCCUCACAUGUCCACCGACAUACGGCAUGUACGCUGUCAGCGCUGACGUCAACGAUGUCGAAAUUGUCAAGGUUCCGCUCGACGCCAGCAACGGCUUUCAGCUCCAACCCGACAAGAUCAAUGCUGCCUUGGCGGCAGAUGAUAGGAUAAAGCUUGUUUAUAUCUGCUCCCCAGGUAACCCGACGGCGAAUCUCAUUCGAAAGGAAGACAUCCAAAAGGUCCUCGAGCACCCAACAUGGAACGGCGUUGUUGUCGUCGACGAGGCGUACAUUGACUUUGCGCCAGAAGGGUCAAGUCUGGCACAGUGGGCGACCGAGUGGCCGAACCUCGUGGUCAUGCAGACGCUCAGCAAAGCGUUCGGUCUUGCCGGCAUUCGGCUGGGACAGGUAUUCACGAGCCCCGACAUUGCAAAGCUACUUAACAGCAUGAAAGCGCCCUACAACAUCGCUAGUCCAACCAGCGUGAUCGCGCAGGCUGCGCUGUCUCCUCGAAACAUCGCUGUCAUGCACGCAAACCGAGAAAAGAUCAUUGCUCAACGUGAGCGCAUGCUCGCUGAGAUGCCCAAAAUCACUGGCGUUGGUCGAUUCCUGGGUGGACAGGCAUCGAACUUCUUGCUUGUGGAGAUUCUGGAUAGUGCUGGAAAUCCGGAUAACGUGACGGCUUUGGCGACAUAUGAAGCCAUGGCUGAGAAGAGAGGCGUUGUGGUCCGUUUCCGCGGCAAAGAAUAUGGAUGUGAAGGUUGCUUGCGAGUGACGGUGGGCACCGAGGCCGAAGUGACUCGAUUCCUGCAGGAGCUGCCAGUUGUGCUGCACAGUUUGCACGCCGGGAAAACGAUAAGUGGGAACUUUUAG
This is a messenger RNA of Talaromyces proteolyticus, 1254 nucleotides long. RefSeq names its product histidinol-phosphate aminotransferase. Gene Ontology annotation, molecular function: L-histidinol-phosphate:2-oxoglutarate transaminase activity; pyridoxal phosphate binding. The record is from RefSeq and is a predicted model, not a curated record. Gene Ontology annotation, biological process: L-histidine biosynthetic process. The coding region runs from base 1 to 1254 and encodes 417 amino acids. The transcript has 3 exons. NCBI's taxonomy places the organism in Eukaryota, Fungi, Ascomycota, Eurotiomycetes, Eurotiales, Trichocomaceae.